Gossypium raimondii (Peruvian cotton) is the source of this 2831-nucleotide messenger RNA. Its product is annotated as pentatricopeptide repeat-containing protein At2g03380, mitochondrial. Gene Ontology annotation, cellular component: intracellular membrane-bounded organelle. Gene Ontology annotation, biological process: RNA modification. The transcript has a single exon. Lineage: Eukaryota; Viridiplantae; Streptophyta; Magnoliopsida; Malvales; Malvaceae. The record is from RefSeq and is a predicted model, not a curated record. Gene Ontology annotation, molecular function: protein binding; RNA binding. Bases 228 to 2420 code for a protein of 730 amino acids.
CCUUAGAAAGGAAAUUAACCAAUUGGACUUAUCAAUUCUGUUUCCCAUCGUACGUAUAAGAACGGUGGAUUAAGACAUCUCUGAGCGCUUUCUGGCCCAAAAAAAAGAAAACUAUCUGUGAGCACUUACAAUAGCAGGUGAUUGAAGCACCCUUCUUGAAGUCAAGAUGAACAUAUUGGCUAACAGCAAUAUCUGUUAUGUGACUCCCAGCAUCGCUCAUCCUAUUCAUGCAAUGGCGGCUGCGUUUAACUAGCAACCUCAAAACUUCAACAACAAUGGUGACAAAGCUUCUGACUUUCUUUCACAGACAAGUUUCUGUUUCUCUUACCAAGAGGGAACCUUACCUUCAAUUGAGAUCUCUGUCUUACUUUACUGACCAACCUUUUGAAUACCCUUCGUUGGACCCUUCUUUAGCUUCACUGCACUCAGUUUCUUCAAACCCGUGUUUUGCUCUCCUGAGUUUUUGCAAAAACAUUGAUUGUCUCAAGGAAGUCCACGCCUUGUUCAUUAUAAAUGGAAUCAAAGGUGACCUUUUGUGUGAUACCAAAUUGGUUAGCCUUUAUGGAUCAUUUGGGCAUGUUGGUUAUGCCGGGUCAGUGUUUGAUCGAAUUCCUGAACCAGAUUUUUAUUCCUGGAAAGUGAUGAUCAGGUGGUACUUUUUGAAUGAUUUGUACACGGAAAUUAUUGGGUUUUAUGGUCGUAUGAGAAUGAGUGUUAGGGGGUUUGAUAAUGUUGUCUUUUCGGUCGUCUUAAAGGCAUGUAGCGAAUUGCAGGAUAUUAAUGAAGGAAGGAAAGUGCAUUGCGAUGUUGUCAAGGUAGGGAAUCCUGAUAGUUUCGUUCAAACCGGUCUUGUUGAUAUGUAUGCCAAAUGUCGACAAAUCAAAUGUGCGCGUAAGGUUUUUGGUGAAAUUUUUUAUAGAAAUGUGGUUUCUUGGACUUCAAUGCUUGCAGGGUAUGUACAAAAUAAUUGCUCUAAAGAAGCAUUAGUUUUGUUUAAUAGAAUGAGAGAAGCAAUGGUUGAGAGUAACCAAUUCACGUUAGGGAGCUUAGUGACUGCUUGUGGGAAGUUAGGGGCUUUGCAUCAGGGGAAAUGGGUGCAUGGAUAUAUUAUUAAGACUGGUAUAGAACUUAAUUCUUACUUGGUGACUGCUAUUCUAGACAUGUAUGUUAAGUGUGGUAGUCUACGAGAUGCUCGUUCUGCAUUUGAUGCACUUCCUUCUGUUGAUCUUGUCUCAUGGACUGCGAUGAUUGUUGGAUAUUCUCAGAGUGGGUUUCCUGAUGAGGCUUUGAAGUUGUUUGUUGAUAAGAGAAGGUUUGGGAUAUUGCCUAAUGCUGUUACUAUUGCAAGUUUGCUUUCUGCAUGCGCGCAGUUGAGCAAUUUGAGUGCAGGGAGGUUAGUUCAUUCUUUGGGGAUUCAGCUUGGGCUAAUAGAUCCAACAGUGAUAAACGCUCUAGUGGACAUGUAUGCAAAGUGUGGAGUGAUUAGAGCUGCUAGUUACAUAUUUGAGACGGUCUCGGAUAAGAAUUUAAUUGCCUGGAACUCGAUCCUCUCUGGUUAUUCCCAAAAUGGGUUAGCAUAUGACGCACUCGAACUGUUUCAUCAAAUGAGGUCCAAUUCUGUCUCACCUGAUGCUGUCACUUUGGUCAGCAUAUUCUCAGCCUGUGCUUCAGUAGGUGCUUUCCAAGUUGGUUCCUCCCUUCAUGCUUACACCAUGAAAAAUGGCUUACUAUCGUCUAGUGUUUAUGUUGGCACUGCACUUUUGAAUUUCUAUGCUAAAUGUGGGGAUUCUAAAUCUGCUCGUGUCGUAUUUGACAAUAUGGGAGAGAAAAACACUGUGACGUGGAGUGCAAUGAUUGGUGGUUAUGGAAUUCAAGGGGACAGCUGCGGCUCUCUUGCACUUUUUAAUGAUAUGGUUAAAGAAAAUUUAGAGCCAAAUGAAGUAAUCUUCACGGCGAUUUUAUCUGCUUGUGGCCAUACAGGGAGGCUCGGGGAAGGAUGGAAAUAUUUCAAUUCAAUGUGCAAGGACUAUAAGUUUGUUCCUUCUAUGAAGCACUAUGCAUGCGUGGUUGAUAUGUUGGCCCGUGCUGGAAGACUCGAAGAAGCUCUGGAUUUUAUCAACAAACUGCCUAUUAAACCAGAUCUUAGCUUGUUUGGGGCUCUUCUUCAUGGAUGUGGACUCCAUUCAAGAUUCGAUCUCGGAGAGGUGGCUAUCAAGAAAAUGCUCGAUAUACAUCCUGAUAAGGCUUGUUAUUAUGUGCUUAUUUCUAACUUGUAUGCCUUGGAUGGAAGAUGGAGUCAGGUUAAUGAGGUAAGGGAAUUGAUGAAGCAGAGAGGGUUGAGCAAAGACCCUGGUUGUAGCAUCACAGAGAUGGAAAAUAAUAAUACCCUUUCAUUUUCUGGAGUAGCAUGUCCUGCUUAGUCUUUUACGAGCAUUGCUAGAGUCGAUUGGAACUUAUUGUGAAAACUGAAGGCAAUCAGGGACAGUGUUGAACUUAUGAAGAUUCUCUAAAAGACAUGUUGAAUUCUGGACGUUGGUUUGUACAAGAACUUGUGGCUGGUUCAAGUUGAACUGUCUCGAGCACAAAUUCCAAAUAGCUUGGAUCUUCAAUGGGUAUAGGCUACGAAUCUCAUGGCAAGAAAUUAAGGUAGUGACUGAGAAGAUGAGUUUUGGGUUUUACUCUAAAUAUGAACAUGAAUAGUUAGGCAUAUUAGCAACCAUCAAGUCCUGUAAAACCACUGUGCAUUGCUGCACAGAUUCCAUCUUCCAUAGACAUGGAAACAUGAGAUGUUAUCUAGCACUAAAUAAAUAAUAAUCUAUGACUGUUAUCAA